CGUAUUGCGACUUCUACCUAUAAACAUCCCUGACACGAGCUCGGUCCGAUAAGAUGUAUACGGGUUGUUUUCUGCGGUAUGGAGGACCCGAGAGAGAUGCGGCGCGGCUCGGAGGCUUCCACGUUAGCUCCUAACGUGAUGUUAGUUUUAACUGAUAUGGGCGAAGACGCCUGUAUUUUACGACAGUGGCAGCUAAAGUAAAGGUGGUCAGGAUGGGGGAGCGGGCCGUCGGCGGCCCCGUGGCUUCGAUCUCUCCGGUGCAGCAGAUGCUGGCCUCUGGCACUGGAGCCCUCCUCACAUCUAUAUUUGUCACACCGCUGGACGUUGUGAAGAUCAGGCUGCAGGCUCAGCAAACACCGUUCCACCAAGCUUUAGCCUGUGAAUCUGCUCCGUGGGGCGGCGUCACCCGCCCGUCAAAAUGGAAGUGUUUCCUGUAUUGUAACGGGCUGAUGGAUCACAUCUACGUCUGUCAGAACGGGACCAGUUGCACCAGCUGGUACAAAACACCGACACAUUUCAGAGGGACUGUGGAUGCUUUUGUGAAAAUCAGCCGACAUGAAGGAUUCAGGUCUUUGUGGAGCGGGCUGCCGCCGACACUCGUCAUGGCGGUGCCUGCCACUGUCAUCUACUUCACCUGCUACGACCAGCUGAGAGACUUCCUGAGAUACGGUCUGGGUUUUCAGGGCAGCUACGUCCCUCUUGUUGCUGGAGGUCUGGCCCGAUUGGGGGCGGUGUCGGUCAUCAGUCCUCUGGAGCUGGUCCGGACUAAGAUGCAGUCCCGUCGACUCUCCUACAGCGAGCUGCGGGUGUGUAUCCGCUCUGCCGUGGCCCAGGACGGCGUGCUGUCUCUGUGGAGGGGCUGGGCGCCGACCGUCCUCCGAGACGUUCCCUUCUCUGCUUUGUACUGGUUUAACUACGAACUGGUGAAGGCCCAGCUGUGUGAACAGGCCCGAACGCCUCAGGCCAACGUCUCCAUCAGCUUCACUGCAGGAGCCGUCUCUGGAGCUAUCGCUGCGAUCCUGACGCUGCCUUUCGACGUGGUGAAGACUCGGAGGCAGAUCCAGCUCGGAGAGAUGGAUUCUCUGGGAGUUUCCCUGCAGAAAACCACGUCCACAUGGCACAUAAUGAAGGAAAUAUGGGCUGAGCUCGGCUACAGAGGCCUUUUUGCAGGUUUCAUGCCCAGAGUGAUCAAAGUGGCCCCAGCCUGUGCUGUCAUGAUCAGCACCUACGAGUUUGGGAAGACGUUUUUCCAGAAGAUGAACCUCGAUCGAGAGCGACUGGCGUCCUGAAGGGUGUGGGGUGUUUCUCAGAGGCAGAAGCACAUGCAGACAUUAUUAUUAUCACAGGAGAUUUAGGAUGAAGUCUCCUCAGACUUGGUCCUAAAUCUCUGUUUCCAGCCUGAGGAACAGGAGAGCUUUGGAUGGAGAACAUUUCAGGGGGUGUCACUCCCUGUAAAUCUGCUCUUAACAGACUGAUUGGACUUGAAACAAUAUCUUCAACCACAAGCUUUAACAUCGAGCCUGGAUACUGUGGGAAACUCUGGGACCAGAGACUUUUCAUGUGUUGAUUCAAGUAAACUUUUUGUGCAGGAAGGUUGUGUGAGGUUUAAUGAUUAAUGGGGAAAAAUCAGACUUCCAGCUGUGUCAGUACUGUAGCAUGAGUGUGAGGAAAACGUUCUCAGAUCUUUUAUUUCCCAUUGCCUGACAAACUGCAUGGCCCCCAUCUAAAACUGAAGCUACAUAAAAAGCUGGUCCACCACAUUACCCUGCAUUCCUGUGGCAGUAAAUCGUGACAUUUUUGACUUUUAUCUACUGAGUAGAUGACUGACAAAUCCGUUUUGUGUGCUCAUUAGAUUUGACUGUUUGUAGCACUUUACAUUUGCAACACAAGAGCUGUGAAACGAAACCACAAAAAAUAACUACAGGUAGGUUUUUAUGUUUGUUGAAUGUACUCUGCUUUUCUGUUCUUGUAACUGGAGGAAAGCCAUAGUGAAAGAGACACACAAGGCAAUGUUAAAACAAGCCUUCUUGGAUGAUUGGUGCAUGGAUUUUAAUAUUUAAUGCUCUAAAUAUAUUCCAAGAAUUAAUGACUAUUUGAGCAGAAUAUGUGAAAACCACUGCAGCCAGCUUUCGCCAAGACUUUUUAGGUGAUGGUUUAGCAAAAAACAAAAGGCUUUCCAAACAUCCACCAGCUAAUAAAAUACUUAGUAUGUCUACAAUAGACAAACAUCAAGACUUGUUACAACACUGGGACAUAAAACAAAAUAUUGCUGCCUUAACCUAAAAAGGUGUAUGUGUGUAUCUUGUUUUUUUAUGAAUGAAAUAGUAAUAAAUGUUAAGUCAGCUUGA
Molecule: messenger RNA, 2348 nt
Organism: Lates calcarifer (barramundi perch)
Lineage: Eukaryota; Metazoa; Chordata; Actinopteri; Centropomidae
Gene: slc25a39
Product: solute carrier family 25 member 39
Exons: 12
Coding region: 213-1289 (358 amino acids)
Biological process (GO): mitochondrial transmembrane transport
Source: RefSeq, a predicted model, not a curated record